AUGCCUCGGCCUGGCCCCCUCCUCCCUGUCCUGGUGCUGCUCCUGGCAGGGUGCCCGAGUGAGGCCUGGGUCCCCAGCCAGUGCAGCACCCCGGGCGAAGCCGUGUGUGACUUUGUGUGCGACUGCGCGGACUGCUCGGACGAGAGCCAGUGCGGCUACAGCAGGCCAGCGUCCACCCUGGGCUCCACCUUCACCUGUGACUUUGAGCGGGACCCCUGUGGCUGGCAGGACAUCAGCACCUCUGGCUACAGCUGGCUCCGUGACCGGGCAGGGGCUGUGCCCAGGGGGGCAGGGAUCCGCUCAGACCACACGCUGGGCACUGACCUGGGCUGGUACAUGGCUGUGGGAGUCCACCGCGGCAAGGAGCCGGCCACAGCGGCCCUGCGGACACCCAUGCUGCGAGAGGCCGCGCCCACCUGCGAGCUGAGGCUGUGGUUCCACGCAGUGGCUGGGGAUGUGGCCGAGCUGCGGCUGGAGCUGACGCACAGCACAGAGACUCUCACCCUGUGGCACAGCGUGGGGCCCUGGGGCCCAGGGUGGCAGGAGCUGGUGGUGGUCACCGGACGUGUGCGUGGGGACUUCCAGGUCACCUUUGCUGCAGUGCGCAACGCCACGCACAGGGGCGCCGUGGCCCUGGACGACGUGGAGUUCCGCGACUGUGGGCUGCCCACCCCCCAGGCCAGCUGCCCCCUGGGGCACCACCGCUGUGGGAACCAGGCCUGCGUGGAGCCCCACCAGCUGUGCGAUGCAGAGGACAACUGCGGGGACCACUCGGAUGAGGACCUGCCCACCUGUGGCCACCUGCUGACCACGGACUUCGAGACCGGACUGGGCCCGUGGAGCUUCUCUGAAGGCUGGGCACGGAAUCAAAGUGCAGGCAGCCCCAGGCACCCCACCUGGCCACUUCGAGACCACAGCAGGAACAGCCCCUGGGGCUCCUUCCUGAUCUCUGAGGCCCAGCCCAGUGCACCUGCCGUCCUCUCCAGCCCCGAGUUCCAGGCCUUGGGCCCCCACAACUGCUCGUUGGUUUUCUACUUUUACCUGCACGGCUCGGAGGCCGGCUCCCUCCAGCUGCUCCUGCAGACGCAAGGACCCAGAGCUGCCCAGGCCUCUACCCUCCUGCGGAACCGCCGUGGGGAUCUGGGGGCAGCCUGGGUCCGAGACCGGGUGGACGUCUGGAGUGCCCACCCUUUCCGCAUCCUGCUGGCUGCGCAGACAGGCCCCGGGGGCGUGGUGGGCCUGGACGACCUUAUCCUGUCUGAAAGCUGCAAGCCGGCCGCAGGUGACAGCCCGAGGUCCUCGCUGCUGAUCAGGGGGCCUGGGCCAGCCCAGCACCCCCUGACCCACUUCCACCCCACAGAGACCAGGCCCCCAGUCACCCUCUCCCCGCCAUGGGACCCGCAGCCCCGAGGCCUGUGCGAGCCAGGUCAGCUGGCCUGUGAGGACCUAUGCGUGCCCCCGGAGCAGCUCUGCGACUUUGAGCAGCAGUGUCCGGAGGGCGAGGACGAGCGAGGCUGUGGCACCACAGACUUUGAGUCACCCAAAAUGGGUGGCUGGGAGGACGCCAGCGUGGGCCGGCUGCAGUGGCAGUGGCUCAUGGCACAGGAGAGCCCAGGGCCUGGCGUGGAUGUCAGCGGGGCCCCCUCUGGGCACUUCCUGUCUCUGCAGACAGCCUGGGGACAGCGGAGGGCUGCAGCCCGACUCCUCUCGCCUACCCUGGGACCCUCAGGUCCUCACUGUGAGUUCCAGCUGGCGUACUACUUCCAGAGCCACCCCCAAGGCUUCCUGGAGCUAGCUGUGGUGGAAGGCAGCUCCCGAGAGCUGGUGUGGCAGGCCCCGAGCGGCGGCAGCAGGCACUGGACGACCGACAGGGUCCUCCUUGGGGCCAGGCGUCGGCCCUUCCGUCUGGAGUUCCUGGGGCUGGUGGACCCAGCCGGUCCUGGGCAGCAGGGGGCGGGGCUGGAUGAGCUAACCAUGAGACACUGCAGCGCCAUGGCAACCACUGAGCAGGACAGAGAGGUCUCCUGCAACUUCGAGAGGGACGCGUGUGGCUGGUACCCAGGACACUUCACAGACGCCCACUGGCAGCGGGUCCAAAGCCGCGGCCCCGGUUACGACCACACCACUGGCCAGGGCUUCUUCAUGCUCCUGGACCCUGCUGACCCGCCGGCCCAGGGCCAAGGUGCCCACCUGCUCACGGGGCUCCAGACGCCCACAGCCCCAGUGCAGUGCCUCAGCUUCUGGUACCACCUCUAUGGUCCGCAAAUUGGGACGCUGCGACUGGCUCUGAGACGGGCAGGGGAGGACACCGAGCUGUGGUCCCGAUCGGGCACCCAUGGCAACCGCUGGCACGAGGCCUGGGCCACCCUGUACCACCAGCCAGACUCGGGCGAGUACCAGCUGCUGUUCGAAGGCCUCCGGGACGGGUACCAGGGCACCAUGGCGCUGGACGACGUGGCUCUGCGGCCGGGUCCCUGCUGGGCACCCAAGCGCUGCUCCUUUGAGGACUCACUGUGUGGGUUCUCGGCUGCCGGGGAGAGCUCCUGGAGGCACCAGGCUGGGGCCUCGGCACACAGCUGGGGCCCCAGCACAGACCACAGCACUGGGACAGCUAAAGGUCACUACAUGCUGGUGGACACGAGCCAGGCUGCCCUAGCGCGGGGCCAGGUGGCCACCCUAACCUCGGGGGAACACAGGGCCCUGACGCAGCCUGGCUGCCUGACCUUCUGGUACCAGCUUAGCCCCCGCAGCCCAGGCACCUUGCGGGUCUACGUGGAGGAGGGCGGGAGGCGGCAAGUCUUCAGUGUGAGCGCCCACGGGGGCUUCGCCUGGCGCCUGGGCAGCGUGGACGUGCAGGCCGAGUGGGCCUGGAGGGUGGUGUUUGAGGCCAUGGCCACAGGCGAGAAGCACUCCUACGUGGCGCUGGACGACCUGCUCCUUCAGGACGGGCCCUGCCCCCAGCCAGGCUCCUGCGACUUUGAGUCUGGCCUGUGCGGCUGGAGCCACCUGGCCUGGCCCAGCCUGGGCAGGCCCAGCUGGGACUGGAGCAGCGCUGCCACCCCCUCCCGCUACCCCCAGCCCCGCACGGACCACACCCUGGGCACGGCCGAAGGCCACUUUACCUUCUUUGAGACCGGAGUGCUGGGGGCCGGGGGCCGGGCGGCCUGGCUGCGCAGCGAGCCGCUGCCGCCCACGCAGGCCGCCUGCUUCCGCUUCUGGUACUACCUGGGUCUCCCCGAACACUUCUACAAAGGAGAGCUCCGCGUGCUGCUGAGCAGCUCCCAGGGCCAGCUGGCCGUGUGGAGCCAGGGCGGGCCGGUGCAGCAGUGGCAAGAGGCCCAGCUGAACGUGGCCAGCACCCAGGAGUUCCAGAUGGUAUUUGAAGCCACUGCAGACGGGCAGCCGGCCCUAGGGCCCAUCGCCGUGGAUGACGUGCAGUAUGUAGAAGGGGAGCCCUGCCAGCAGCCUGCGCUCAACCAGGGGAAUAGGGCGACGCGUGCCCUGGUGCCAGCCGUGAUCGGAGGCAUCCUAUUCUUGCUGCUCCUCGUGUUGCUGGGGCUCGGGGGGCUGCACUGGCUGUGCAAGAAGGGCGUCUGCCCCUUCGGGGGCCAUGAGGGCCCUGAGGCCGCCAGCGGGGCUGCUGGGCCUGAAGCCACGGGCUCCGCAGCAACCGCCUCCAACUUCGACAACAUCCUCUUCAAUGAGGACCACAUCACCCUGCCGUCCAGCCUCAACCUGUGA
This is a messenger RNA of Ochotona curzoniae (black-lipped pika), 3741 nucleotides long. It is a transcript of the gene MAMDC4, whose product is annotated as MAM domain containing 4. Bases 1 to 3741 code for a protein of 1246 amino acids. Gene Ontology annotation, cellular component: membrane. The record is from RefSeq and is a predicted model, not a curated record. The transcript is spliced from 28 exons. Gene Ontology annotation, molecular function: protein binding. Lineage: Eukaryota; Metazoa; Chordata; Mammalia; Lagomorpha; Ochotonidae.